Hevea brasiliensis (rubber tree) is the source of this 1300-nucleotide messenger RNA. RefSeq lists its product as uncharacterized. The coding region runs from base 863 to 1186 and encodes 107 amino acids. The transcript has 5 exons. The record is from RefSeq and is a predicted model, not a curated record. NCBI's taxonomy places the organism in Eukaryota, Viridiplantae, Streptophyta, Magnoliopsida, Malpighiales, Euphorbiaceae. Gene Ontology annotation, cellular component: 90S preribosome; nucleus.
CUGAAUUCAAAUUAGAAAUGGAAUCAGGCUGAUAUCGAUCUAAAACCAGUUGGAAACCAAAAUUGACUGAAAUCAUAGUCAACCAAUCCAAUUUUAGUUCACCUUCUGACCAAAACCUAAAUCGCAAAUUUUUUUUAUUCGAAACCGAUCCAGAUCGGACCGAUCCCGGCCAACCAAUGACCUUUUAUCUUUUCCAUUUUAUUUUCAAUGCAAAUAUAAAGCAAGGAACCAAAACCUAUCUACGCCCGUAAAAAUGGUGAGCCGGAAACAAGAAAAACCCUCAAAGACCAACUCCUCCCUGAAAACCCCUAAAACCCACACCAAGUUCAAAAAUAAAAAGAACCAGCCGCCCAGCAUCAAGGCCGAGAAGAAGAAGAAGAAAGACAAGAAGAAGAGCAGCAGCAACAGUGAGGUAACUGUAACACCGGCUUCGGCGUCACAGUAUCGUAGUUUCUUUCUAAAUGCGUUUCAAUCGGCCAAUGCCCUUCAGCUUUCUUCUAUCGAGCUCGAAUCAAUUAAAGAGACGAGCUUUCUGGAGUCAUCUCAAGAACUGGGUCAAGAAGUCGAGGACUUGGGGAAACAUGUGAAGGCUGCUUUUGGACCCUCAUGGAAACAAGUGCUCUGUGAAAGGCAGCUUGUGGACGGGAAGAUAGAACCAGGGAGUCCGGCUGUUCUUAUUAUUAGUACAUCGGCUUUGAGAUCUAUUGAACUUCUGAGGUCUAAACAUUGUCCUUGUAAUGGAGUACACUUGCUUUUCUUCAUUUUCUAUACGACUGUUAAAGAGUAAUAAGUGAUUAUCUUCUCCAGGGGCGUGCGUUCCUUCACGAGAGAAUGCCAUGCUGUCAAGCUAUUCUCGAAGCAUAUGAAGGUUGAGGAACAGGUAACCUUAUUGAAGGAGCGUGUGAAUAUUGCUAGUGGCACACCAAACAGGGUCAAGAAGUUGAUUGACAUCGAGGCACUAGGACUUUCACGGUUAGCCAUGAUUGUACUUGAUAUUCAUACAGAUGUUAAGGGCUAUUCAUUGUUAACACUUCCACAAGUCAGAGAUGAAUUCUGGGACUUGUAUAAGAACUACUUCCACCAACGACUUUUGCGAGGUGAUCUCCGUAUGUGUCUCUUAGGUCCAUUACCAAAUGGCAAUGUAUCAAGAAGAAGGGGUAAAAGGAAGAAAGUUCCUGAUGAAUAAAUAACAGAUUGUGAUUUAAAUUUUAAAUUUUGAGUUGUUUUAUAAAUAUAAUGUUCUGAUCUUUCUUAUAUUUCCAAAAACUCAUGAUGAAUUGCAAAUUUAGGUUUAUGUUCA